Molecule: messenger RNA, 2007 nt
Organism: Endocarpon pusillum Z07020
Lineage: Eukaryota; Fungi; Ascomycota; Eurotiomycetes; Verrucariales; Verrucariaceae
Product: lipase ATG15
Exons: 2
Coding region: 1-2007 (668 amino acids)
Biological process (GO): multivesicular body membrane disassembly; neutral lipid catabolic process; piecemeal microautophagy of the nucleus
Molecular function (GO): glycerophospholipase activity
Source: RefSeq, a predicted model, not a curated record
AUGGGAAGGAGUAAACCACCAAAGCAACACUGCUCUUCCAAGUCGAGGGUGACAGCUGGCCUGUUGUUAUCGUUUCUGGCAUUCACGAACAGCGCCUCCGCCAUUUCAGGACAAGCGACACCGUCAACAAUUCUACCACAACUACCAUUGUUGCCAGAGACACAAGAUGGCACCUAUCAUGACUUCACUUUGCGACACAUUUUCCACAAAGGUACCUAUCAAGAUCCCCAGCUUCACAAGCGCCUUGAUGUACCGCCUGACUACAACAUAUGGGUCCUCAAUGGCAAAGACGGAUCUCAGCAACAAUCAACAAACCAUUUCCGUGCCCGUUCCCAUCAAAUUAACAUUCAACGCCUCUCUGACAGGCGGCUUGCCACGAUCGAAUCGCACCUCUCUCAUGCCCGCACCAACGGUGAGGCCAUUUCACUUGCAGCAUCACAAUGGACGAUGGACGAAAUGCCUGCGCCGAAUACGACUGACAAGGAGACGAUAUUAUCUCUUGCAAGGGCUGCGGCCGAUGCGUACGUGGAAACUCGGGACGACCUGGAAUGGGAAGAUGUUGGAAAUGGACUCAACCUCUCACAAAGCUUUGGCUGGCAAGCAGACGGGCUGCGAGGACACAUUUUCGCGGACAAGGACAAUGCCACUAUCCUCGUGGGCUUAAAGGGCACCUCACCGGCUGUUUUUGAUGGUGAAGGUACUACUACAAAAGACAAGGUCAACGACAAUCUAUUCUUCAGCUGUUGCUGCGCCCAAGGGGGUCAGUACUUUUGGCGUCAAGUUUGUGACUGCUACUCAAAAACUUACACCUGUAAUCAAACAUGUCUGGUCCAAGCACUGAAGAAAGAAAAUCGGUAUUACCGCGCAGCCAUCGAGCUCUAUACUAAUGUCACAGAGUUAUAUCCUAAUUCCAAUGUCUGGCUGACAGGUCAUUCCCUUGGCGGGUCGGUCAGUAGUCUUCUGGGUAUGACUUUCGGGAUACCAACUGUCACUUUUGAGGCUCCCGGAGAAGCAUUGGCAGCGUCUCGACUUGGUCUUCCUGCUCCGCCAGGUUCCGAUCCAACCAGACCGGCCACCCGAAAGUACACAGGGACCUAUCAUUUUGGUCACACCGCUGAUCCUGUUUUCAUGGGUACCUGCAAUGGAGCAACAGCCGCAUGCACACUCGGAGGAUAUGCCAUGGAAUCUCAAUGCCACACUGGCUUUCAAUGUGUUUAUGACACUGUCAGCGAUAAGGGGUGGCGUGUUGGCAUUGGAUAUCAUAAGAUUCAUAAUGUGAUUGAUAAUGUCCUGCGGAAGUACGACACCGUCCCACAGUGUGCUACGGAUGAUGAAUGUGUGGAUUGUUUCAAUUGGAAGUAUUUCGAAAGUAAUGGAUCAGACUCUACUACCUCUUCCUCAUCCACCAGAACGACGACCAGAACACGUACCUCGACCUGCCAAACCCCUGGAUGGUGGGGAUGUCUCGAUAAGACAACGACGGAGACCACCACAUCCUCUACCAGUACCAACAGCUCCACCUCUACGUGCAAGACUCCAGGCUGGUUUGGAUGCAAUGAUCCUACUACCACUACAUCGGCCACUUCAUCCCCAAGUGCAGCCCCGGCACCGCCAAUUACUACCACCUGCACGGCAACAACAUCUUCAGUUUCAUCUUCCUAUUCUUGCCACCAUCCUGGCUGGUUCGGCGAUUGUCUUGACCCAGCGGCACCAACAUCGAGUUCGCCCCCCCUGUCGCGUCAUUGCUCAAAACCUGGAUGGUUCUGGGGAUGUCUUGAUAGGCCCACGUCUGAAAAUACUGCGUCAAUCACGCCGCCUUUGCCAACGCAUUCUGCAAGUUCCAUGUCGACACCAUCCACCUCAUCAAGUACUUGCAAACACGAAGCUUUUUUCGGCCUGAUCUGCCUUGAUUCGAACUCCGAAUACUCAAGGCUGCAUGGUGUACCGAAGACCACAGCGACAAGACAAGGAGCGAUGCUAGGGAGUGGCUGGCAAGAUGAAAUGUGA